AUGCUAGUGAAAUCUCCUUUCGGCCCUGUGAAGCUAUUGACCCCACUUUUCAGCAGCAGCGGACUGGAAGAUGCCCAAUUCUUCCAAGUCGUUGACACAAUUAGAGCGAACGACCUUUUUCGGCGAAUGAGAAGAGAAAAAUCAAUCGAGUUUAUCGUCCCAGAAGCACAACACAGCAAAGUGGUCGCUAUUUACAAAAACCUCAAGUAUAAGUGGAAAAAGAUCCACCCAAAUUAUGGAGACAAGUCCCCAAAAGAGAUUUUUCAUUUAUACCGCCGCUUCAAGCAAGACAGGAAUCAUUUUUUUGGGAGAUUUGGGUUCAUCAUCUCUGAAAACUACCAGAUCAAGCUAAAGUAUCCUCCUGAUGUGUCGAUAAUGCCUUCAGCCAUUCGAACCUUUAUAGAUGAGCCACACAGUGUCUUUAUGCCAAUGAACUUGUGGGAAGGGAUCUUGUCGACAAAUGAAUGGAACUCUAAAGGACUGGUCAUUGAAGCAUUAGAAGAGACUAUUCACCCACUUUAUGGAGUAUGAAGCCCUACAAAUCAGGAGUUUCUAGGACUCUUUAAAAAGUACCUGGAUGGGGUAGAGCUGCAAGGAACUGCAAUCGAUUUGGGAUGCGGCACUGGGGUGUUAGGCUUUAUGCUUGCGAAGAAAGGAAUGCAGGUAUUUGGGGUAGAUUCGUUAUUCCAAGCAGCGAAGUGCACAAAUUUAAAUGCUCAAUCCACCCCUCUGUGAGCGAGCAAAUGAAUUUUGUUCGCACUAAAAAAUUUAUAUAAUUAUUAUAGUAAUAUUUUUCAAAGUUUAAAAAAUCCCAAUUCGCAAAAACUCAAAAGCAAAUAUUAAUUUAAUUUGUAAAAUUUAUGUUUUAAAAUGCAAACUGCUUAAAAUUAAACAGAAUUAAUUAUGACAUUCAAUAUAAUAUUUAUUUACUUUAUAUAUCAAUUUUUUUUUCAUAUAUUUUAAAAAUUUUGUUCGCUCAAAGAGGGUGAGCUUUUACCCAAAAAUUGGGAUUUUUCCAAUGGUUUUGUUCGCUUACAGAGGGGAGAGUCAGAAGCUUGAGCUAGACGUGAAUGCAGUGCAUGAUGAUGCGAACAAGGUGGAUUUGCCCAUGUGCGACGUCAUUGUGUGCAACCCACCUUGGAUUCCAGUUUCUAACUCCCAAUUUGAGAGCGAGAACGAAUUUUUGCUCAUGUAAGCUAAAUUUUUUAAUAUAUCUUGUAUAAUUUUUGCAUUAAUUAUUUUUCGAAAUCCCAACUUAGAAGAUUUGAAGAGAAGAAUACAAUUUAAUUAUAAAAUUCAUCCAAUCUGUUUAAAAUUUAAUAGCACUACCCAAUAUCUCAUUAUAAUAGCUAUUGAAAUAUUUUAUAUUUUUUGAUUCGCUAAUAGAGGAAUUUCAGAUUUGUCCAAAAUAUUUGCUUGCUCAGCAGAGGUAGUAAGAAAACUGCGUUGGACAGUGGAGUGUACGACCCUGAUGAGAGCUUGCUCAAAGCAGCCUUUAUGCAAACAAAAAAGCUAAAUGCCAAAGGAAAGCUGCUGCUCUUUUACAGCAAUUUCGCAAGCAAGAUCGGACUCCAAAAAGAAAAUAGAAUCGAAGAGCUCUGCCAAUCUCACCAAAUGAAAAUUGCUAACAGACUCGAACUUCCCUUCCCUUACACAACAGACACAGACCACCCUCUAAAGAAGUUCAAAGACUCAAGCCACAUUUAUUUAUACGAAAUAAUAAGAGAUCUCUAA
This is a messenger RNA of Blepharisma stoltei, 1734 nucleotides long. The record is from the annotation of a GenBank genome assembly. Lineage: Eukaryota; Ciliophora; Heterotrichea; Heterotrichida; Blepharismidae.